This is a messenger RNA of Aspergillus luchuensis, 1308 nucleotides long. RefSeq lists its product as uncharacterized. Gene Ontology annotation, cellular component: cytosol. Lineage: Eukaryota; Fungi; Ascomycota; Eurotiomycetes; Eurotiales; Aspergillaceae. Bases 1 to 1308 code for a protein of 435 amino acids. Gene Ontology annotation, molecular function: UDP-glucose 4-epimerase activity. The transcript has a single exon. The record is from RefSeq and is a predicted model, not a curated record. Gene Ontology annotation, biological process: beta-D-galactose catabolic process via UDP-galactose, Leloir pathway.
AUGUCUGUUAUUUGUACCUCUGAAGGAAGCUCGCCGGUGCCCACGCCCUUGUUCUCCGCACCUGCGACACCCGAAACCGAGCGGGACGAAUACUUUGACGAACCUUCACUGCGCCUAGAAGAUGACGCCCCAUAUGUACUCGUCACCGGGGGACUGGGGUACAUCGGCAGCCACACCUCGCUGGAGCUGCUCAAGGCGGGCUACAACGUGAUCAUCGUGGAUGACCUGAGCAAUAGCUUCGACCACGUCUUCGACCGGAUCCUGCUAGCAGCCAAGCAACACUUCGAUCGAACAGGCGGCCACUGUCCGCGAGCCGAGCUGAGAUGCAUCGAUUUUCGCGAUAUGCCCGCCAUGCGCGCUCUACUGGCCUCGUACACAGUGGAGCCAUCACCAGACAUCAACAAUAACAGCACUCCGUCCCGAUCGAGAAUCACCGGAGUGAUCCACUUCGCCGCAUUCAAGGACGUCAACGACAGUUUACGCAAUCCCCUCAAGUACUACCACAACAACGUCACGGGCUUAGUAGACCUAGUCAGCCUACUCGCAGACCACGACAUCAAAACCUUCAUCUUCUCCUCCUCGGCCAACGUCUACGGUACAUUAGCCCAGAACCACGGCACCUUGCGUGAGGAGCACUGCGUGCACCAACCAGAAACCUACCACUGCGCCUCCUCCAGUGAACCCAUAACAUCCGAACAAGGCUGCACGGGAAUCACAAACCCCUACGGCCGCACGAAAUGGAUGGGCGAAGCUAUUCUCUCCGAUAUAGCUGCCUCUGAUCCAUCCUGGACCAUUAUAGGUCUCCGAUACUUCAACCCUAUUGGAUGCGACCCGUCUGGUCUCCUCGGUGAAGAUCCCCGCGGGACACCUUCAAAUCUCGUCCCCGUAGUCGUGCAAGUCCUGACGGGCCAGCUGCCAGCUCUAUCUGUCUACGGCACAGACUGGGCGACUCCCGAUGGCACUGCUAUCCGCGACUUCAUCCACGUGUCGGACGUGGCGCGCGGACAUACAGCAGCCCUGGCGGCCGCGCUGGCGGGAAAGGUGAAGACGAAUUUUCGCACGUUUAACCUAGGGACGGGGCGAGGGCAUUCUGUUGCUGAGGUGGUCGCCGCUAUGGAGGGCGUCAGUCAUCAGGAUAUCCCGAAACGGCUGGCCGAUAGGAGGCCGGGGGAUGUGCAGGAGUGCGUGGCGGUGCCGAAGAGGGCAGCUUGCGAGUUGGGGUGGGAGGCGGAGAAGUCGUUGCAGGAUGCGUGUCAGGAUUUGUGGCAUUCGUUGAGGGGGGAUAGGGUGGAGGGGAUGUUGGGUUGA